This is a messenger RNA of Eimeria maxima, 4860 nucleotides long. RefSeq lists its product as hypothetical. The record is from RefSeq and is a predicted model, not a curated record. The transcript has 3 exons. The coding region runs from base 1 to 4860 and encodes 1619 amino acids. NCBI's taxonomy places the organism in Eukaryota, Apicomplexa, Conoidasida, Eucoccidiorida, Eimeriidae.
AUGCAGCCGCUGCAGCAGCAACAACAGCAGCAGCAGCAGCAAAAGGAGCAGCAGCAACAGCAAUUGUCUCCCCCGCGAAUUUUUCCAGCUGCUCCGAAGCACCAACUCCCCCCUGUUGCUGCUGCUGCAGCAGCAGCAUCAGCAGCAACAGCAGCAGCAGCAGCAGCAGCACCGCCAAAUAAGCUGCAAGGGCCUACAGAUUUUCCUUCGCUAAGGAAGACACAAGAAGGAGACAAUCGUAAGAAAAAGGAGACACAUAAAAGGAGACAGCAGCUGUAUAACUGCAGCAGCAGCACAGUAGCAGCAGCAGCACGAAACCAGCACAACAGCAGUACAGCAGCAAAACACUGUACAGUAGAACAGCAACAGCAGCAGCAGCAGCAGCAGCAGCAAGUUGCGUCUUUGCUGCCUUGUGUCUCUGCAUGCACAGGCUUAUUAGCAGCAAGACAGCGAAGUCUCCAUAAGGUGUCUCCUUUUAGCAGCAGCAGCGAGGUCCCUUCUUUAUGCGCCACGUUGCUGUCUCCUUUUGCUGCUGCUGCUGCUGCUGCUGCUGCUGCUCCUGAUAGUGGAUCUGCUGCUGACUCUCCAACAGCAACACAGGGCCCUUAUGAGCCCCCACAUACCCCGCCAGAUGCAGCAGCAGCAGCAGCAGCAUGGCCAGCAACCGGAGGAGCAGCAGGAACAACAGCAGCAGCAGUAGCAGCAGGAACAGCAGCAGGAUUAAUUGGCUGCUGUCUCCCUGUUGCUUCUUCUGCUGCUGCGUAUAAACCACAAGGAGACAGCGGCAAUGUUAUAGAUGAGGAAAGUGUCUCUAAACUGCAGCACAGCUGCUGCCCGUCAGCAGAAAAUCUGCUGCUGCCUCCCUCCCAACAGCAGCAACAGCAGCAACAGCAGCAGCAGCUGGAGCAGCAGCAGCAGGUUCCAGCAGCAGAUGUAGAGGAGACACCUGAUGUCUUCCCUUCUUAUGAUUGGGGGUUCUGCAGUCUCCAUUCCCUUGGUCCUCCUCUUAGUCCCUUUUGCUGCUCAGACAGCAGCAGCAACAGCAACAGCAGCUACAGCAGCAGCAACGGCAACAGCAGCAGCAACAGCAGCAGUAACAGCAGCAGCAACUGCUGCAGCCGUUGUCUGCCUGCGUCUGGAUCUGCCGACGUACAGAGUAACAGCAGUUGCAGUUGCAGCAACAACAGCAGCAACAACAACAGCAGCAACAGCAGCAGCAGCAGCAGCAGCAGCAGCAAUGGCGGGUGUACCUACACCUCAGGUACGGGGUUAGAGGCAGGAGAAUUAGCAGCAUUAAGAAGUGCUGCUCAAUCCCCGAUUUGCUGCUGCAUGCGUUCUCCUGCUGCUGCACUGCGGCGUCUCUGCUGCGCCUUUUUCAAAGAAGGUGACAGCAGCAGCAGCAGCAGCAGCAGCAACAGCAGAAGCAGCAAUGGCAAUGGCCCCACAGGAUGCCCAUCUAGUCCUGCAGGGGUUGCAGCAGCAGCAGCAGCAGCUGCUGCUGCUGCAUCUAACAUGAGUGCGCCGGAGCUGCUGCUUGCAUGCAGCGACGACGAGGUAUCUAUACCGGAGGCAGCAGCAGCUGCUGCAGCAGCCGAAGCAGCAGCAGCCGAAGCAGCAGCAGCCGAAGCAGCAGCAGCAGAAGCAGCAGCAGCAGCAGCAGAAGCAGAUGCAUGCGAAGGUGUAGGGCCCUGUCUUGGCCCUACAGCUGUACUAGGGAGGCAGCAGCAGCAGCAGCAGCGGCUGGAUACGGGAUCGUUAUACGGGAGACGAUCUGUGGGGUGUCUGCUCUCGGGUGUAUCCGCAGGUUGUUUGUCUCCUUUUGUCCCUUCUUGUCUCUCUGCUGCUUAUCGUCUAGGUCCUCGUCAUUCUUCUACCUUCUUGCUGCAGCAGCAGCAGCAGCAACUGCAGCAACUCCAUCUACACCAGCAGCUGCAGCACCAUACACGUACUAUCUCCUCUACUAGGUGUCUCUCUAUGCAUGAGGGGCCCCUAGGGGGCCCCUGCUUCCCUGUACCCCCCAGGUGUCUCUUCAGGGGCCCCCCGUCCUUUUCCCGCUGCAGUUGCUGCCUAACUCGUGGGGACUAUGAUAGACAAAGAAGUAUUAAUAAAGGAGACGCAGGAGACACAAUUAAAGGAACUGCAGCAGCAGCAGCAGCAGCAGCAGCAGCAGCUGAUGAAGUGCCACCCUUCACGUGCUGCAGACGUCUACUCGCUAGACAAACUUGCCGCUGCUUCUCCCGCUGCAGGAGACACUCUAGGCUAGUUGCAGCAGCAGCAGGGGGAGGAGACAGCAGAGACAGGAAGCAUGCAGCAGCAGGAGACACUUUAGGCAUCCGCUGCAACUGCAAGUGUUUAGCAAAUGCAUGUGCUUCUUCUUGUGCAGCAGCAGCAGCAAAUCCUCAUCAGCAUGGUCCCCCAGCAGCAGCCGCAGCAGGAGGUAACCAACAGGCCUCACCACCGCCGCCGCAGCUAAGCAGCAAUGACAUGCACAAUGCAUGCAAGGGCCCUAACGGGUUAGGGGGGUCUCCUUUGCUGCUCCCCGCCACUAGCAGCAGCAGCAGCAGCAGCAGCAGCAGCAGCAACAGCAUCAGCAGCAACAACAUCUGCAGCAACAGGAGAGGGGGCCCCGAAGGGCCCCCAGAAAUAUGGGUACAGAGGUGCCCUCAUCGCUCUUAUAUAUCUAAUUCGUCUCCUGAUUUAAGUUGUUGCUGCUUAACAGAGUCAGGCGCAUGCAGCAGCAGCAGCAGCAACAGCAACAACAGCACCAAGGGGUCUUCUACCCACGGGGAGUGUAUAGGCAGGGGCCCCCCCUUGAUGGGGGGCCCCCAGCAGUCCCCUGUGUCUCCUUUUGCCCCCUUUUCUGUCAACUGUCUCCACAGCAGCAGCAAACACUGCAGCAAACAGGAGCCUAAUGAUGCUAUGCAGGAAGCAGCAGCAGCAGCAGCAGCAGCAGCAGGCAAUAACCACACGCAUGCAGCCGCAGCAGCAGCAACAGACACCAACCACCCAGAACGAGGACUGCACGGACAACAAUUGCAGCAGCAGCAGCAGCAGCAGCAGCAACUGCAGCACCACCACAAUGGCACCCAGAUACAAAUGUGUGCAUGCCACACAAUCCUAGGGGGCAGCUGCUGCUGCAGGAGGCAGCAGCGUGUACCCUGGAGCAGCAGCAGCAGCAACAGCAGCAGCAGCAGCAACAUGGAUACGCAGCAGAGGGAGGAGGGGGGCCCCCACGGAGCUAAUCAGUACCCUAUAAACCUACCAACAGGAUGGAGAGCAGCAACAGCAGCAGCAGCAGCAGCAGCAGGAAGGAGUUGGAGCUGCUGUAAAACGUGUCUCUGCGCUGCUGCUCCUUAUAGAGACAACCGCGAUGUCUCCUUCUUAGCUCCUUCCUCUACUGCGCAGCUGCUGCAGCUAGAUGCAUCGAGUCCGCCUCUUGGUGCUACUGCUGCUGCUGCUGCACCGCAGCAGGUAGAAGGAUUUCUUGGGGCUGCAUGCGCCUUAAAAGGAGCAGAAAGCAGCCAAGGGAGCAACACACCAACAUAUAUCAACUGCAGCAGACCUGCAGCCAACAGCAACACAGCAGCAGCAGCAGCAGCAAAUAUUUUACCUGAUGCCCUUCCUCCCCCUUGGGUGUCUCCUCCUUCAGUCCUUCCUAGUGUCUCCUCUUCAUCCCCACAAGGCGAUGACACUACCGUGGAUGUGCUGCUGUCUGCUGCUGCUGCUGCUGCCGCUGCUGCUGGAACCCCUGCAGCAGGCCUUGGGGGGCCCAGCACCUCAGCACCAGGGGAUGCUACAGCUGCAGCAGGAGCAGCAGCAGGAGCACCAGGGGGAGCAGCUGGAGGUGCAGCAGCAGGAGGGUCUGCAGGAGUAGAGGCAGGACAAGCAGGAGCAGCAGAGUUGCAGCUGCCCACAAAGAUGGAGCUGCAGGAUCUGCUGCAGCAUGAGGAGACAGCAGCAGCAAGGGGACAGGGGGGCCCCCAGUGUCUCCUUUUUAAUGGGGACAGAUACACCCCAAACGGACAGUCUAUGCUGCAUGCAGGCAACCUGCUGCUGCUGCAGCAGCAACAACAACACCAGCAGCAGCAGCAAGGGGAGGGAAGUAUCCCAAAGCCAGGACACCCUAACCCUCUGCUGUACAACUGGGAUUGUGGGCAGCAGCAGCAGCAGCAGCAGCUAGCAGCAGCAGCAGCAGCAGCAGCAUCGAAGCAAGGAGACACAGCAGCAGCUCUCCUUCCAUUUAUAAAGACUGAGCAGAUAUCUCAGGAGACACCUCAGGAGACACAGUCAGCACUCCGUGUCCAGCAGUUCAACAGCAGCAGCAGCAACAACAACAGCAGCAACAGCAGCAGCAGCAGCAAUGGCAAUCAGGGCCUCGAGUUUGCUGCUGAUGCAUUUUCUUGCGGGAAGCAGCAGCUACAGGGAAACCCCUGGGGGGCCCCAGAAGAAGCAACACUUAGUGUGGGGAAAUGGAUUAAAGAGACGCAGCAGCAGCAGCAACAGCAGCAACAGCAGCAGCAGCAGCAGAUGGGAGGCGUUGCUGCUGUCGGGGGACAGCCUGCUGAAUCAGCGCAUUCCCUGCAUGCGAUAGAUAGCAGCAGGGAUCCUAGGGAUGCCACCACCAACUGCAGCAGCAACAGCAGCAGCAACAGCAGCAGCAGCAGCAGCAAUGAAGCUUGUGCUUCUACUUAUGCUGCUCCUUGUCAACAGCAGCAGCAGCAGCAGCAGCAGCGCAUGAAACAGCAACAGCAGCAACAGCAGCAGCAACAGCAGCAGCAGAAUCAAUACCCCCUCUAUUGGUCAAAAGGGAGGCGGGCAGCAGCACGAAUCCUUCUUCUUCUUCUACCUCUCCUAAGCUAA